GAGCCGUGCCCGGGGCCGGGGCUGUGGCCGGGGCCGGGUGUUUGGGCGCAUGCGCGCAGCGGGCCGCGGGAGCCGCUUGUUGCCGGAGUUGAGGCGCAAAGAGAAACGCGGGGAGGGCCGGGGGAGGCCGGGCCGGGCCGGGCCGGGCCGCGCCGGGCCGCCGUUCUUUUUAAAUGAGUUUGGAAUGCUAGAAAUCCUUACUGAAGCAGAAGCAGAAGCCAUAAAAGCUCUUUCAGCCUCAGCUAUAAAUGCCAGCCCAACCAGCUUUGCUCCUGCUGCUGUCAACGCUUCCGCUGCCUCUAGCGCUGAUUUGGAAGUGUCCAAAGACAACUUGCCCUGUUCUGUUUUCCAAACCUAUGGUCAAAUGGAUUGCUUUGCGAAUGGAAAGUUUUGUACUCAGACAGCCUCUCAGCAGCACAGGGACAGUGAUACCAAAGACAUUCCAGAUGAUUGCAGAAACAGGGGAAAUAGCAGAAAUCCUAAUGUUGGCAUUGGCUGUCAGGUGAAUGAGAUUAACAGACCUGCCAAACGUCUCCGAAGGAAGAGAAGACUGCUUCUGGAGUCUGAGGAUGAUGAGGAAAAUGCAGAUGAGGAUGAGGAGAAGAAUAAAUCAAAUAAUAUGAAAAGCCGCAGAAACACUAAACCAAUAAAACAAGUUGUUCCUGCAAAGAAGAAGGUAUGGAACUGGGUUUCCUACUUAGAAGAGGAACGGAUGCCAGCUGCUCCCCUAAAACUGUUCAGAGAGUAUCAAUCAUUCCCACAAGGCCGAAAUGGAUUUAAAGUUGGAAUGAAAUUGGAAGGGCUGGACCCUGAACACCCAUCUCGAUUCUGUGUUCUUACAGUGGCUGAGGUACAAGGUUAUAGAAUGCGACUACAUUUUGACGGUUACCCGGAGUGCUAUGACUUCUGGGUUAAUGCUGAUUCCUCAGACAUCCAUCCUGUCGGCUGGUGUGAAAAAACAAGCCAUAAGCUGCUCCCUCCUAAAGGUUUCAAGGAGGGAGAAUUUAAUUGGGCUUCCUAUUUGAAGAAUUGCAAAGCUCAAGCAGCUCCAAAAAGCCUUUUUAAGACCCUCAGCACUCCUGUCACACCAUCUGGUUUUCGUCUGGGAAUGAAACUAGAGGCAGUGGACAAGAAGAAUCCGUCACUGAUGUGUGUUGCAACCAUCACUGACAUGGUGGAUAACCGCCUGCUAAUUCAUUUUGAUAACUGGGAUGAGAAUUAUGACUACUGGUGUGAAGCUAGCAGCCCAUAUAUUCGUCCUGUUGGCUAUUGCCAAGAAACUGGAACCCCGCUGACAACACCACCUGGAUACAAGGAUCCUAAAGCCUUCUCAUGGGAGAAAUACUUGGAAGAAACUAAUUCCCAGGCAGCUCCAGCAAGAGCAUUCAAACUGCGUCCUGCUCAUGGAUUCCAAGUUAAUAUGAAGUUAGAGGCUGUAGACAAAAGAAAUCCCAUCUUGAUAAGAGUAGCAACGAUAAUUGACAAAGAUGACCAUCGUAUUAAGAUACAUUUUGAUGGCUGGGACCAUAAUUAUGAUUUUUGGGUCGAUGCAGACAGCCCUGAUGUUCAUCCAGUAGGCUGGUGUGCAAAAACUGGACAUGCUUUGCAAGUCCCUCUAGGUGCUGCUGAUCCUGUGGGAACAGUGGGACAAGCAUGUCCUACUCCAGGCUGUCACGGUAUUGGUCAUGUCAGGGGCCCACGAUAUGGAACACAUUAUACGUUAGUUGGCUGCCCAUAUUCUGAUGUGAACCUCAGCAGAGAAAACUCGUUACAGGACCGCCUGAGUGGGGAAAGACCUUCCCCUGCCAAUAGCCUUCCGAAAGCCAAGAGGAUAGAGACCCCUGCCCCAGUCCUGCUGGGAACAGGAGGGUCUUCUCAGGAGGACUCUCCACACUCCAGAAAAUCUGCACAAGAAAGUGAAAAGUCAUGUCAAAGCAGUGUUCACAGUCUGUCGGAACAGUCUGAAAACAAUCAAGAGAAAGACUGGAUGGAAGAGGAAUCGUCUGCAGACAUCAAAGCCAAACCGAAAAAGCUUGGGUGCUCACGUGCCUAUAUAAAGUUCCAGAUGGUGAAACAGGAAAACAAUGGGAAAGACCCUGAUUUCGAUCUCCAGCAGGCCCUCCACCAGUCCAUCUUCAUGCCUUCCCUGACCUCUAACCCGACCCACCGCCUCCAUCUCUGCUGGGAGCAGCACUGCAAGCUCUUGCCAGAGGUCUCGGGCCUCACAGCCAAGCACGUGGCCAAAUGGACUGUGGAAGAGGUGGCAAGCUUUAUCCAGCGUCUACCUGGUUGCAAAGAACAAGCAUCCGUGUUCAGGGAAGAGCAGAUAGAUGGUGAAGCCUUUCUGCUCCUGAACCAGACCGACAUAGUUAAAAUACUUGGUAUCAAACUGGGGCCUGCCCUGAAGAUCUACAAUGCCAUUCUCAUGCUCAAGUCUGCAGAAGAAGAGUAAGAAGAGCCCUUCGGCAGAGCCCAAGAGGAAUUGACAGGGAACAGAUCUUCCACUGAGCAUUACAACGUGCCCAAGAGGCAAACUUGGACUUGGAUAUAUUUUAAGUAGAACUUUAUUAAAAAAUAUUUUGAGGACAUAAAAAUCCUGCCGCAAUCUGGAAUAUGGGGCAGCUUCACUUCCAAGAAGAGGAUAUUAUUAUAUUUUGUAAUUGAGUUUGGUUUUGAUAUAUCAAUCUCUUUUGAGAUCUAGAAGACACCUCCGGUUAUAAGGGGAAUCCAGGGUAACAUUGGUGGAGCUGCAAUAGUAAGAGGAAAGUUACAAGUGAAAUGAAUUCUGUGUCCGAUGAUAGUGCCUGAAAGAGAGACUGAGUUAUCACCAGCAUGUUUAAUAUGUAUAUAUAUGUAUAAAAACUCUGAGAAGAGAGUAAGAAAAUAGGAAAAAGGUGUCCUUCAGAGCAGUGCUGUGGGUCCAAAGCUGACCUUUUCAUGACUGAUUUAAACUCCAGUUUCUCCUGCUGAUAUUGUUCUAAUACCCUUGCCUCCUGGGCUGCUCACACCACAACAGAAGCAUACCAUGGGCAAAGAGCUUCCAUCAGUGGUCGCUUACAUCGUUUCUGUUAACAAGCAAACCUUUCUCAUUCAUGCCACCAGGCAGUUACAGGCAAGCCCUGUUUGGAUAGGCUUUGCGUGGGCAAAGCUCUCUCAUACAGAUAUCUCCCACAGGAGACAAAGGUAAAUAUUCUAGCUCUAUUUCUCCCAUCAGUGCUUUUGUGCAACUGCUAUCUGGACCAUGAACAUCUUACGGCAAAAUGAUGCCAUCAGGAGCACUCGGGAAUUUGAUGGGUUCAUCCAAGCCCUCUUCACUAUCAGCCAAAUGCUAGGAACUAAAAACCCACCAGUGGGCAGUGUUACGUGUACAGAUGCAAGCAAGUUUCCUAGAAGCAAUUUGCUUUUAUUUUCAAACAAUCCAAACCCCAUGAACGCUUAGUGCUUUAGCAUUUUCGGCCUCCAGGUGGACAUCGAUCUGUUGUGCCGGUGAGCUGUGUGCUGUAGUAGCAGGGCACUCACUCCUCUGCAUCUUCAGUGGCGAGGCAGGAAGGAAGAACACGUGGGCAGGUUUCACUGAAGGGGGAUCAGGGUUUGAACAGCAAAGCAAGGUAGGAAUUACUUCUCAAAAGAGAUUGCUUCCUCGCUGGCACAGAUCAGCAAAGCUUGUGGCUGUGUUCCUGUGUGUGCAGGUGGCAGCCUGUGUGCUUUCCUGCCAGAAGAGCACUGGUGUUCCUUGCUCUGCUGGAAGCCAAAGCACAGCUUUAGGAACAUGCAGCAGGGACUGCAAUGCCUUGGAUGGGGGAUUUCCAUGCCGUUAUUUCCAAAGCCAUUUUCUUCCAGUGGGAAGCGGGGAGCCCUGCCGGGGCCCUGCUCAGCAUUUCCCGUUGCAGCUGGCAGCAUGCUGGCUUCUGACUUCCUCUGUCUCUUCUGGAGUUCAGCAAGAACCAUCACAGCUAGGUAAAACUUUCCACCUCUUCAUUCGAAGCUGCCAGGCUGUGAGCGAGUGAGCAAAUCCUCCUGAGCACUGGAAGAGUGCUUGCACUGUGCUGCCGAAGGCAGGCAUGCCAUCACAGCCCAGGGCUGCACGAAUUUCUCAGGGCACACCCUUUGUGACUGUGUGAUGGCACAGGGAACGCACUUGGUUUUCUGUCUUUAAUCACUCUGUGUCCUUUGUCCAGCCUUGAAGCUUCUGCGAAGGUCCUGGUGACUUUUCUUACAUUUAUCAAUAGAGCAGAAUCCACGCUGCUGAAAGCAUUCAGUCCUGGGUUAAUGUGUAGAGCUAUUGGUCUUAUUGCUUUCUAUUUUUGUGUAAGGUGUUAAGGAUUUUAAGCCUUCCACAGAGAAGACAUAAGGGUGGGGGGAUAUUUAAUCGCUGAAACCUUGAAUAGCAGCCAGGCAACUGCAGGAGAGUAUAGUGAUUUAAUGCAGUAGUAGGACUAGAGAUACAAACUUAAUUUAUUAAAAUGAAUUUAUGGUAUGACAGCCAGGAUUUUCACCAAAGAGUCACGUUCCUUUUUCCCACUCUGUGCACCCAAGUCUGUGUAAAGGCUUCACUUGGGAUCGGCACGUCCUGGGCUGUGACACAGCUCGCCUUCCAAGCACAGCAAAAUCCGUUCAUGACAACUGGAGCAGAGGGUCAGUGGCUGGACUGUUUUGUUCCUGGCUCUCCACCCCUUGCUCAAUAACCCUGAGCCCUUCUUUGCUCCAGUUUCCCUGCCGUGACAGCCAGCCAGGUGGGGUGAGCACAGCGCUACCUUGUUCUUGUCUCAGGAAGCAGGUCCUGCCAAAUCUUCUGUUUUACCUCCUUCCUUUGGGAAACUGCCCUGGGGGACGGCAGACUGCCUCCAGCAAUAAAACAAAAUGUGAUAUUAUUUCAUCUCUUGCUAUAUAUAGAUAGAGGAUGAAGAGAAUUGGUGCAACAAGCAAUAAGAUUCUCGUCGCUGAAAUUACUCAAACAGAAGAGAGAUCUUUAAUCCUAGGGGCUUCCAAGCCAGCUGGAUCAGAUGGAAAUGUGUGCUUGGAGUUUAUUCAGUGACAGCAGUGGUAGUGCUUUCAGCAGGGAGGAAGGAGGAACCCUUUUAGGGAUAGAAGAAGGAGGAAUGUGCUUCUUGUGCCUUUUUUUGUAAUCCAGUAAUUGUCUUUGCAGAGCAAGCAAGAAUGUGCACACAUCUAUUACUGAUUCUUUUUCCAAAUAUAGCUAUAUUCUAAUAAAAUCAGACAACUUCACGGUACUGCAAGGGCAAAAAGAUUUCCUGUCCUCGCUGGACGUGUUUAAAAUUCCCUAAUAUUUACAAGACUAAGUGAAAACAACUCAUCUUUUAGCCUCAGCUUUGCUCCUUGACUUAGGAAUUCACUGCUGGCCGAUGCCACCUUGCCUGCAGCAGGGAGCCCUGCUUUUGUGGGCAGCUUGAGGGCUUGAUCCUGCUUUUGCAGCCUCAGCUCUGCCUUUUCCCAGUCCUGGUCAUGGCCUGUGUCUAGGCGAGGGCUCUGCAGAUGCCUUUGAUUGUCCUAAUGCCUUGUUGUCUAAUUUGAAACAUGCACUUUGAAGCAGAAAGCCAAAAGUAGGGGCUCUGUGUCGAACAAAAGCUGCAACUGGUUAGUGCCACCUGGUUUAGGAGGCUUUCAUAGUCUACUGAGCAUCAACAGAAACCGGCUGUUGGCCCAGAAAUAAAUGACUUGAAAGCCACACGGAGCUGGGACAGCUUCGUGGGGACCAGCAGCACAGCUGCGAAGGCUCCCUUCUCGGCUAGGGUGGCUCUUACUCCUGAAUGUGUUUUGGAAAUCCAAAGCGAUCGAACGGUUCUCCUUUUUUCUUUUCUCCUCUACUGUUAACUCUACUGUUAAAGUUUUUCUGUGCCACCGCAAAUGAUCGUCCUUGUAAUCCAGGAGCAGCAAAUUUCCGCUCUGGGUAAUGAAUCGCAUUAACGUCGGACAGAAGCGUUCGGCAACACUGAGAGCAAAAUUCUACAACCAAAGGAAAAAAAAAAAAAAGAGAAAAAACUCAGCCCAGGGGAUAAGCUAGUUCAGCUGUAGAAGAUUUCCUGCCUGCUACUUUCAUGCCCUGCUUAGGGAUUUAUACCACAGAAAGCUUUAAAGUUUCUGACAUUCUCCCCGCCAUGUGAUGAGCUAGCUUAUUUUUGAAAUUCCUAUUACUUGAACUGGAAACAUGCACAGGGGAAGGGAGGGUGCGCGUUGUCUCUGUUCAACCUCUGAAAUGUUUGCCUGUUUUAAACCAAACAAAUACUUGAGCUUUUUGACACUAGCCAUGAUGUUGCACUCCACCAAUGCUUUCUUCUGGAAAUGUGAAUAAAAUUAAUAUAAAUUCA
Anas platyrhynchos (mallard) is the source of this 6326-nucleotide messenger RNA. RefSeq names its product lethal(3)malignant brain tumor-like protein 4. Gene Ontology annotation, biological process: negative regulation of DNA-templated transcription. Lineage: Eukaryota; Metazoa; Chordata; Aves; Anseriformes; Anatidae. Gene Ontology annotation, cellular component: nucleus. Gene Ontology annotation, molecular function: chromatin binding; zinc ion binding; histone binding. The record is from RefSeq and is a predicted model, not a curated record.